Molecule: messenger RNA, 702 nt
Organism: Hydatigera taeniaeformis
Lineage: Eukaryota; Metazoa; Platyhelminthes; Cestoda; Cyclophyllidea; Taeniidae
Source: the annotation of a GenBank genome assembly
AUGUUGGCUUUUGCUUUAGCAGCAAUUUUUCUCUGUCUCCUGGCGGAAGGACAUUGGGUUACGUCUUCAUCCCGCCCCAACGAUGCAUCAGAUCUUAUUGAAGCUCUUUUUGACUAUCUACUGAGUCUUUUGCGAUUUAUGCUGCCUGAGCCUUUGACCAUGAAUAAGUCGCCAAAAGGAAUGAUCAACGUAGAGAAUGCUAGCAUCUACGGUUUGAGUAAUGCCACUCGAGGUUGUCCUAUGGACUUGAACGUUUAUUCAACACCCGCAGCAGAUCACAUCAGUGGCAUACUUUGCAUUGACCUGAAGAAUUUCUUCAAAAUUGAUGCAAUUUUUCAAAUUUCAACUUUUUUCUACGAUUCAAACCCCAAUCCCUCGACUCUACAACUAUUCAACUUCAAAGUACGCCUCAACCUUACGUUGACCCUGCCCAAAAUUUAUCAGGAAAAUUCAGGAGCCCUGAUUAAACUUGACGGUAUUCCAACAGUAGAAAUAAGUAGACUGAAGUUUAUACAGCCUCCAGAUGCUGAUAUAAGCGAUGAUUUCGACUUUCUCACGGACUUAGCAGGUACCCUUUCUGCCGGACCACUCGGUGGCUACAUUGAGAUGAGAAUCGGGGAAGCUAUUCAGAAGGCCCUCAAAGAGUUGAACAAGUCACUGGAAAAGAAUGUGGCUAAACUUGCAAAACCACGUGGAUUAUAA